CCGCCAGUGAUUGGUUGAGAAUGUACAGCGGAGGCUCUGAUUGGCCAAAUUUCACAUACACAGUGAGCGGAUGUAGAUGGGCGUGUCCAACGUGCUGCCAUGAGCGCAUAGUCCACCAUGGAGCCUCCAUUGUUUCCAAGGCAGUCGGGCCAGUUUGUAGCAGAGCGCAGUCAGGAUGUGUUUGUGGAGGAUGAAGGCAUCCAGAAGGUGGCCGAGAUGCUCUACGCUCUGCGGAACAGUGACGAGCUGACUGCCAAUGGCUGGAAGAAGGCCAACCCUCUGGCCCCUGCAGCCACCUCUGACCAGGCUUUCAAUUGGGUGUUUGUGGUGGACACUUUGAACUUCUCCUUCUGGCCCGAGAAGGACACGCAGCAGUGCGAGGUGACUUUUAAAGGCACCACAUACACGGGUUACAUGACCCUGUGUGCCGCCAUCGCCAGGGCCAUGGAUGAAGGGGUGCCCAUCACGGAUCCCAAGUUCUUCUCUCAGAUGAGCGUAGAGGAGUUGGCGCACGUUCUCCGCUCGGACAACGCAACGCCCAUGCCGAUGCUUCGCGAGCGUCACCAGGUGCUGACGGAAGGCGGCCGCGUGCUUUUGGAACACGGCGGAAGCUUCCGCAGUUUCAUCAGCCCAGCUGGGGCCGACGCCCGGAAGAUGGUGGAGCUCAUUGUGGACAAGAUUCCUUCGUACAGAGACGAAGCUACCUAUGAGGGUAAGAGAAUCGCAUUCUACAAGCGAGCUCAGAUCCUGGUGGCCGACUUCUGGGGCAUCAUGGCAGCCCGGGGCGAGGCGGACAUCUCCAACAUGGACUGGCUCACCAUGUUCGCUGACUACAGGAUCCCUCAGGCCCUCGUCUACUUCGGCGCCCUGCGGUACUCCGACGCUCUUCUGGGCAUGCUCCACAAUGGCGAGCUGCUGCCUUCAGGCGACAGGAGAGAGGUGGAGAUCCGAGCGUGUUCCAUCUGGGCGGUGGAGCGCAUCAGGACGCGUCUGAGCGAGCUGCUGCAAGAACGGGACGGCAGGAGCAGCGCCGGCAUCAACUCUGCCAUCAUCGACUUCUACCUGUGGCCGUACGCCAAGCAGCACCACGAAGAGAUGGCCCACAUCCCCAUACACCACACACGCUCCGUCUACUACUGACAAGAUGGCAGUGCCUUCUAAACUGGGGGUUCUUAACCUUUUUUCUUUUUGACCUCGGAAGCCAACUUUUCCACUCCUUAAAUAUUAACACUGAAUUAGUAAUGUACUAUUGAUUUUGAUCAUAUUCAAUAAUUACAUCUAACCUUACAGUUUAAUAGGAUAAACCUUGUCAAAUGAUAUGAAACCAGGUUGAUUAGAAAAAAAAUAGUGCAUAAGUAGGGGCUCAUAAAUAACUCGUGAAAAAUGUAAUUCACAUACAAUUAUGAGCUUGAUGAAUGAAUGUUUCUUAACAAAAAUGUCAAAAUAAAAGUGCAAAUGAAAAUACAGCUUUAUCACUCAGUCAUAAUUUUUGCGCUUACCAAACUUCUUUGACUUUCGCUCCAGUGUGUCAAUACUGCCACAAGUGGUGGAAAAGUAUAUUACAACUGAGUACCGCUGCGGCCCAGAUGCAGACCAACAAUGGGUCCUAUGGUUAAACACUGUUCUAAGCCACCAAGACACGUCAUAAAUGUAUGUGCCAGCAUUUGGACCAUCGUGGCAUACUAUAUUACACUGAAGCACAUCACAUAUUUCAUGUCUAGUCUUUGACUAGAGAUAAAUACAUUUGUGAAGAAUUCAAAUUUAAAUGGAAUGUAGUGGAAUAUCCCAUCAGAAUUAGAAUUUGUAAAAUAUUGUUUUAAGGUUAGAAAAAUAAUUACAUGUAAAAAAAAAAAAAUGUAUACCAAAUGUUCCAUCUUUAAGAUCGAUACAUUGAAUUUAUAUUUUACUUACUAUAUACACUUCAUUUUUUUAAUGAAGUAUUAACACUUGUAAUUUUUCUCAUUUUUAGACAUUCAAUACAAUGUUAAUAGAGUGGAAAAAAAUACAAUUUCAAGUGUAGACUGAAGUCCCUCAAAAUGUUUAUUUCUUUAUGAAUUACAACAUUUUAAAUUUAUCUGUACUUUUCAUCUUAGCUGUACUGCAAUAUUAAUUGAUAUUUACUGUAUUUUUCGGAGUACAAGUCGCUCC
Molecule: messenger RNA, 2148 nt
Organism: Entelurus aequoreus (snake pipefish)
Lineage: Eukaryota; Metazoa; Chordata; Actinopteri; Syngnathiformes; Syngnathidae
Gene: qng1
Product: Q-nucleotide N-glycosylase 1
Exons: 7
Coding region: 118-1140 (340 amino acids)
Source: RefSeq, a predicted model, not a curated record